CCACUACCACUACCACUACCACACGCGAUCCACCCGCAACCGCCAACCUUCCUCUCCCUCCCUCCUAACGAUCAUCUCGACUUACCUCGGACGCUGUCACUCAUUUUCUUGAUAACCCUGCGAUCUUACCGCCCCGCUCGCCAUGGCUGACGCGCCCAACUCUGGCGAUGAGCUGUACCCUAUCGCCGUCCUUAUUGACGAGCUGAAGCACGAUGAUGUUUUACUCCGUCUCAACGCCAUCCACCGUCUCUCGACCAUUGCUCUCGCUCUCGGCGCUGAACGAACCCGUGAGGAGCUUAUCCCCUUCCUCGAUGAGUCCGUGGAGGAUGAAGAUGAGGUCCUUGUUGCCCUGAGCGAGGAGCUUGGCGGCUUUGUCGAGUAUGUCGGCGGUUCCCAGUGGGGUCACGUUCUGCUGUCUCCCCUCGAGAACCUCGCUUCUAUCGAGGAGCCCGUUGUUCGCGACAAGGCCGUCGAGUCCCUGAACAAGAUUUGCACCGAGCUUUCAUCCCAACAAGUCGAGGAAUAUUUCAUUCCCCUCACAAUUCGCCUCGCCAAGGCCGAUUGGUUCACAUCAAAGGUUUCGGGAUGCGGCCUCUUCACAACUCCUUACAACAAAGUCUCCCCACCCGUUCAAGAGCAGCUGCGCCAGCAGUUUGGCCUGCUGGUUCACGAUGAGACACCCAUGGUCCGUCGCCAGGCUGCCACCAAUCUCGCCAAGUUUGUCAAGGAGAUGCCCGCCACCAUCGUUGUUGACGAAAUGAUACCCCUCUUCCAACACCUCGCACAAGAUGAUCAGGAUAGCGUCCGAUUACUUACAGUCGAGGUUCUCAUCUCUAUUGCCGAAGCCGUUCCCAAAGAGCAACAGGCCAGCCAUGGUGUCUUGCUGACAGCUCUGCGCAAUUUGAUAGAGGACAAGAGUUGGAGAGUCCGAUACAUGAUCGCGGAUCGAUUUGAGAAGAUUGCUAAGGCGGUAGACGAGGAGGUCGUUUCUAGAGACCUCGUUCCUGCAUUCGUAAAACUUCUCAAGGACAACGAGGCCGAGGUGCGAACCGCUAUUGCUGGCCAGAUUCCCGGCUUCUGUGCUCUCGUGGAUCGUAACGUGCUCCUCAACGACAUCAUGGGCAGCAUUGAGGAUCUUGUUUCGGACACAUCCCAGCAUGUCCGUGCUGCGCUUGGUACUCAGAUCAGUGGCUUGGCUCCUAUCCUUGGAAAGCAAGAAACUAUCGACCACCUUCUCCCCAUGUUCCUCCAGAUGCUUAAGGACGAGUUCCCGGAAGUUAGGCUCCAUAUCAUCUCCAAGCUUGAGCUCGUGAACCAAGUCAUUGGUAUCGACCUUCUCUCACAGUCACUCCUUCCCGCAAUUGUACAACUCGCUGAGGAUAAGCAAUGGCGAGUACGACUUGCGAUUAUCGAGUACAUCCCCCUCCUCGCCAGUCAACUGGGCGUUCAGUUCUUCGACGAGAAGCUCAGCAAUUUGUGCAUGGGCUGGUUAGGAGAUACUGUUUUCUCUAUCCGUGAAGCCGCUACUCACAACCUGAAGAAGCUCACUGAGGUCUUUGGUGUUGAGUGGGCCAGCGAAGCUAUCAUCCCCAAGGUUAUGGCUAUGGGUAACCACCCUAACUACCUUUACAGGAUGACCACCUGCUUUGCUAUUUCGACAUUGGCGAGCGUUGUGAGCAUGGAUGUGAUUGCCAAGUCGAUCCUCCCUAUGCUCGACAAGCUGGUCACUGACGAUAUCCCCAACAUCCGCUUCAACGUGGCCAAGACAUACCGCGUCCUGAUCAAUGUGCUUCGACGUCUGCCUGACGAGGGUACCCUGUAUGAUUUGGAGAAGCAGGGCAGUGAGAUCACACCGUCGCCUCGGGGCUCGGAGCUGAUCCAACAACGAGUUGUUCCUAACCUGGAGAAGUUGCAAAAGGACGACGACGUGGAUGUGCGAUAUUUUGCGACGACAGCAGCUGCCGAGAUCUCGGGACCCAUUGCUGGCGGGGAGCCUAUGAAUACAUCGCCAUAGAUGAGAGACGUAAUGAAGCAAUAAUCAUUGUCGAGACAGAUUUUGUCUGCUUUUGUUUUGUCCCGUCCAUAUCGCUACAGAAAGAGAGAAAGACAAACAGAAGCCUAUGAAGUCGUACGUUGCAUAUUAGAAGCCACUAGUUGGAGCUGGACAUUGUUGCGCUGAGUUGA
This is a messenger RNA of Fusarium redolens, 2184 nucleotides long. Its product is annotated as armadillo-type protein. The transcript has 8 exons. Gene Ontology annotation, biological process: protein dephosphorylation. Gene Ontology annotation, molecular function: protein phosphatase regulator activity. Lineage: Eukaryota; Fungi; Ascomycota; Sordariomycetes; Hypocreales; Nectriaceae. Gene Ontology annotation, cellular component: protein phosphatase type 2A complex; cytoplasm. The record is from RefSeq and is a predicted model, not a curated record. The coding region runs from base 143 to 2014 and encodes 623 amino acids.